AUUAGACCAACUAAAUAGUUGGAAAAAUUGUUCUUUGCAAGCUUUCAGGCACAAACACAGAAAGUAUAUUGAAUCAAAACUUUCAUUACAUUCCCGGUAAGGUUUUACCUCUAGGUGCUUGCCAAGUGAGAGUUGAUCUUCCCACCUCUGCAUAUAAACUGUUGGUGGACUAAUAUUUGGACCCAUGACUCUGUGGUCCUUUAGCUACAAAGACCUGUAAUUUGAGGCAUAUGGUCACUAUAAUUCCUUUUGGCAAUUGACUAAAUGGGUAAAUUUAAGUCUAAACCUGGUGUUUUGGAUGCUUGAAUGUCACCCGAACAUUGAGUAGUCAAGUAAUGCAAUUAUCUUUAAAAGGAAAUUCAAGUACGCUGUGUGAGUUGUACAUAUUUUAAAAGCGUACUUGAGUUCUGCACUUGUCCAGAGCUAUACUUAAAGGCACAGCAGUGAACACACAGCAUUGUUUCAACAUGCAUUGUUCAAAACAUGUUUUCCAAGCAAUUGCACAGCACAGAGGAUCUGAUUUUAAGCCUUAUUGAAGUAACAGGAAAGACUCCCAUUGAUUUCAGGAGGCUUUGGAUCGUAUUUGAUAAGUACAAACAUUAUGUACUUUCCAUACUUCUCCCUUGAUAACUUCCUAAUAAUAGUUAUGUUCCCAGUUAAAGGAAGUAGGUCACAGCAUUGUUUGGCAUGUUUUACCAUAACGAUAAAGGAGGCUGUUGCUUAUGAAAGCUUAUGCGUUCUUGAGUGAGUUAGUUUCUAAGAUGCUAUUCUGCCCUGCCUUCAGCCUGACUUCAUGACUAACUAUCUCUCAUGACUGUGAAGUGAAAGGCACGUGCUUGUUGUCGUCUGUGGCUGUGUAAUACCACUGCUUCCCUGAAGUAUGGUAGAGGAUAUAUGCCAUGUUGCAGUCUGUGAGUGGGUGUUUAAGCCUGUCAUUUCCCACAUGAAUAUAACAUCAUUAAAUGCUGCUGUUUCCUUCAAAGUUUAAACACAAAGCAUUUCUUAUUCUAAUGUGGGUUUUAUUAUAUGAAUUCUGUGAAAACUACAGCUUUUGUGAAAAGGUACUGUUUAUUCUUUGUUUUAAUUAGGGUGACAUACAUCUCAAGUUAUUCAGACCCCUAAAACCCCUACACAAUCUACUUAUUAAGAUGCUGCUCUGAGGAAAUCAGCUACAGCUUUUCCUCUGGAAAGAACGAAGUGUGGGAGCAGGACUGUAUAUUUCUAUGCUGCUAAUUCAUGUUCAGAGAAAGAUAAUGUUCCAGACUAUAGGAGAGAGAGAAAUAUCUGUAUAAAGACCUCCACAGGUGGUCAGAGUCCACGUAUCUUGCAGCAGAUAUCAAAACCUACUUUAUCUCCUGCCCCAAAUCACAGUUGGGGCGGUUUUGUGCAGGGAAUUUCAGUGCUAUUAGGGGAGGCUGGCAUCCUCCCUGCUUUCUCCUUUGACUGUAUACAAUUGCCAUGUAAUAUAUGCAAUUGUAAUGUAAUAAAUAUACAAAAUGGGACUGUAAGAAAUAAAACCCCUCCUCUGAGGGGUAUGUUACAAUCCAUGUAUUGCAGUAGCCUCUGUGCUUCACAUGUAGAAAGGGAUGUUUUUGGUCACGAGAGGUACGAAACUGUAAAUCCACAUGCCAGGUCCUCUCUAAGAUAGUCCACAUGCCUAUCCCUGUAUCUAUCAUCAGUUUGGCUGAAUUUCUCUCUUAGCCCAAGCUAGAGUAACGAUUCUCUACCAGGGGUACUGCAGGGUGCCACGCAACGUUAGCACUGUUAGGUGUGCAAGCAUGAUUCACAAGAUAGACCCCGAAAUUUGAAAUGGGAAUCCAUAGUGUUAAAAACAUUCAGACAUGGUUGUGGUCUUUCUGAAUUGACUACAACAGAAGAAUUGCUGUUAUAUAUCUGCACUCAAAAAAUGAAAUGAGUGGAAGCUAAGAGUUGACACUUGCUGAGGGAGGCCUAUAAAAGGGUGCCUUGAGUUUGAAAUGGUUGGGAACAAGGGUACACCACCAAAUAUUUUAAACAUGUUCUCCUGCCCCAUUCUUCUUCCCUUUUCUCCCCCUUCCCAGCACCCUUGAAAAACCCUGUGCACUCUGGGAGUCUAACUUAGGGUAUUGCAGAAAAGCAGUGAUCCAUUGUUUUCAGCACAGAAUUAAGUUACCCUGCUGAGACUGCAAUGUAAAAUUUUGAGACCAGCCAAUAGCAGGCUGCUGCUGGAGAUGUGGAAGACAUGGAUCUCUGUGUGGAAGAAAAUGUCAGUCAGCAUGCAUGAGAAUCGUAAAUCUAGGGCCAGCACUGGCUCCAUAAACAUAUACUUAUUCCACAAGUCAUCAUAUGCUGAUAGUGUCCUUACCCACCUGAACCUUCUGCGCCAACAGCGUCUUUUUACUGAUGUGCUUCUUCAUGCUGGGAACAGGUCAUUCCCAUGCCACAGAGCUGUUCUAGCUGCUUGCAGCCGUUACUUUGAAGCAAUGUUCAGUGGAGGACUUAAAGAGAGCCAGGCUAGUGAAGUCAAUUUCCAUAAUUCUAUUCACCCAGAAGUCUUAGAACUUCUGCUGGACUAUGCAUACUCCUCUAGAGUUAUCAUCAAUGAAGAGAAUGCAGAGUCCCUGCUGGAGGCUGGAGACAUGUUAGAAUUCCAGGAUAUCCGAGAUGCUUGUGCAGAGUUUCUGGAGAAGAACCUUCACCCUACCAAUUGCCUUGGCAUGCUGCUGCUGUCUGAUGCUCAUCAGUGCACCAAACUUUAUGAACUCUCUUGGAGGAUGUGCCUUAGUAACUUUCAAACCAUCAGUAAAAGUGAAGAUUUUCUCCAGCUGCCAAAAGACAUGGUUGUGCAGCUCCUAUCCAGUGAAGAACUAGAAACUGAAGAUGAAAGACUAGUGUAUGAGUCGGCCAUGAACUGGGUUAACUAUGACCUGAAUAAACGCCACUGUUAUCUACCUGAACUGUUGCAGACUGUGAGACUGGCUCUCUUGCCAGCCAUAUACCUCAUGGAGAAUGUAGCCAUGGAAGAGCUUAUCACAAAGCAAAGGAAAAGCAAAGAGUUAGUAGAAGAAUCUAUAAGAUGCAAGCUAAAGAUCUUGCAGAAUGAUGGCGUGGUUACCAGUCUGUGUGCCAGACCUCGUAAAACUGGCCAUUCACUCUUUCUUCUGGGGGGCCAGACCUUUAUGUGUGAUAAGCUAUAUCUGGUGGACCAAAAGGCAAAGGAGAUUAUUCCAAAGGCUGACAUUCCAAGUCCACGGAAGGAGUUCAGUGCUUGCGCUAUUGGCUGCAAAGUGUAUAUCACUGGGGGCCGGGGAUCAGAAAAUGGAGUCUCUAAAGAUGUGUGGGUAUAUGACACUCUUCAUGAGGAGUGGUCCAAGGCUGCUCCCAUGCUGGUAGCUAGAUUUGGCCAUGGUUCAGCUGAACUCAAACAUUGUUUAUAUGUUGUUGGAGGACAUACAGCAGCAACUGGUUGUCUUCCUGCUUCCCCCUCAGUAUCCUUAAAGCAAGUAGAGCAGUAUGACCCUGUGACCAACAAAUGGACAAUGGUUGCCCCUCUUCGAGAAGGAGUGAGCAAUGCAGCUGUAGUCAGUGCAAAACUUAAGCUUUUUGCUUUUGGUGGUACCAGCGUUAGCCAUGACAAACUGCCCAAAGUUCAAUGUUAUGAUCAGUGUGAAAACAGAUGGACAGUGCCAGCCACCUGCCCUCAGCCCUGGCGCUAUACAGCUGCAGCUGUUUUGGGCAACCAGAUUUUUAUUAUGGGUGGAGAUACUGAAUUCUCUGCAUGCUCAGCUUAUAAAUUCAACAGUGAAACAUACCAGUGGACCAAGGUGGGAGAUGUGACAGCUAAGAGAAUGAGCUGCCAUGCAGUAGCAUCUGGAAACAAAUUGUAUGUUGUUGGAGGCUACUUUGGGAUUCAAAGAUGCAAAACUUUAGACUGCUAUGAUCCCACACUAGAUGUGUGGAACAGCAUAACCACUGUGCCCUACUCAUUAAUUCCCACAGCAUUUGUCAGCACGUGGAAACAUCUCCCCUCCUAAUUAUGUGUAUGCUGCAAGUAAAGAUGAUCAGUUUACUCCAUUAUUUGGAGAAGACAACUGGAACCUCAGCUGUGGAGAAAUGGUUUUUAUGAAGAAAAAUUGUUCAGUGUCUCUUGAGUUUGAAGAAAAUCAUCUGCACCUUGUAAAUUAUCUGACCUAUACAUGAAGGAAUAAGAGGAAAAAAUGUCCACUGCAUCAGCACAUGGUAUAAAUAUGAAUGAAUAAACCUGUGACCUGGUCCCUAUGCUAGCAAUUGUGGAUAAAUGCCAACGUUGAUCAGUCAUUUAAAGAGGAAAAAGAACUUUUCAUAACUGUGCAACACACAAUUCUCAAUUUCCAUGGACUCCACUGUUUGUGUGUGAAGUUUUGAAAUGGUUGUCACCUCUCUUUGUGACAGUUUGAAGUGUCAGCACCAGCUGCAGGCCAGGUCUGAAACAGUGAGAUGUCGCUGUGUAUGAAGAUAAAUCUGUAUUGCUGCAGAAUUCUGCUAUAGGAAAUGAGCUUGUUUAUAGGUGGUGCCUGAAGCAUCCAUUAGAUUAGUUUAUUGUAUUGUCCUAUCUGCAGUUAGUGACCUUUUAUCUGAUAAGGAACAGCACAAUCUGUGUGUGUAUGUUGGUGCGUGUGUGUGUGAACUUUUGCAACAGUGGGGAACAAGUGAUGAAAACCCCAAAUUAUUUGUAAUUUUCCCCCUUCCUUCCCUGUAUUUAUCAGUGACUUUACUGUUCCAUUCCUGUUAUGUUACUUGUUGUAGAUGUAGCUAUUUAUUGUUCAGUGCUUGCAUGCUGAAACAAUGCCUGCAGUUUGUCUUCAUGUUGUAAGGGCUUCUGUGAAUAGUUGUACGUUUUGCACAUUUUGUGAUCUCUGACUUGCUCUGCUGCACAAAAAAAGAAACUGUUGAGUAACAGUUGGGGGUUAGGGGUAGGGCAGGGGGGAGGGGAUGGCUUCCUCAGUCGGAAAUGGAAGGAUUACAAGGCAGGAUCUUAAAUUACACGCAUAGUAAAGGAAGAAGCCAUGGAGGUCACUUUCUCAGGCCACCAACUCCCCAGGUUACAUGUGGUGUAUCUUGUAGAUAGUGUCCCUGCUACAUUUCAUUUGCCUGGUCAUGUCUUUGAAUUUCUAAUCUGGAAUAGCCAAAAUCUUUUACAGCUUUCUUUUUUGUGCAGCCUCCUGAUUUAAAUAGAAAAUACUGUGGAUUAGUUUCUGCAUAUGGAGCCCCCAGUAAAGGCAUUGUCCAAAGUUAUUUAUUUAUUUAUUUAUUGGUUGAAACUAUGGAAUGUUUACCAUGGCCACAUAUACCUGAACAAGUGGAGUCUUACUGAUUCAAGGACAUAAAGAAAUAACCAAGAUAGAUUAGUACUAUUAAAAAAACCCAUUGCACUGAUUAGGUUGGUUCAUCUCUGUGGAUUGAAGUACAUUGUAUGCUGCAUGCUUUCAGAGGUCUAAAGGGUGUAGUAAAAUUGUUAAUUUUGAUAUUUUCAUCCUUUGAAUAUGUUCUGAAGUAACCCUCAAGCCGCUGCACCUUUCUUUUUUUUUUUUCUUUUUCUUUUUUUACAUAGCUAGGUAAGUAUUCAAAUACUUGGAUACUCAAGCGUCAAAUAUGAACUUGAUAAACCAAAACUUAAUCAUACCAAUUUUGAUAUACUCAGUCGAGUCUUGAAUCAAGUACAAACCCACUCUUUUCUUGAUAGCAGAUGCUUAUGUUUUAUAGGUGCUUUCUUUCUCAGACUUCAUUAUGAAAAAAAUGUUGGAUUUCCCCCCCCCCCCCCCAUGUUUGUAGAACCCAACAUAAAACUGUUAAAGUUGGCAUCAUGGUUGUGGUAUGCUUUGAUACAAGUAAAAAAACAAACAAACAAAACUUUUUUUUUUUAAAGCUGCAUGGAUGCAUGCUAAAACUAAACUAGUUACAAUAUUGAUGUUUGCAUUUCUUUGUGUGGAGAUUGUAUUCUUGAAAGCUUGCCAUCUGAAAACAUUUACAGUGAUCAUCACCCUUAAAAUGCCUCUAUUUUGCCUUAGAAUUGCUUUACUUCAUUAUUCUCUUAUUUCAUAGAAGAGGGGUUUAGAUAAUUCCCCAAGUGCUAAGAAAUAACACUACUUAAUUGACCAAGGCACUGGAAAACUUUUUAAGGGUGAGCUCCAAUAAGAGGCGAUCAGGACUCCCAAGUUUCAUUAAACAAGUUCCCUAGAUUUGAUUGCCCUGUUGAAAAAAAAAUAAAAUAAAAAUCCCUGUCCUCUAGAUUGUGUAAAACAAUAGCAAUACAACCCUGUAUAGGCAUGAGUUACCCUUUCAUCUUGUAGUUAUUCACACAGGUGCAAAUUGAAUGAGUGCAACAUACAGUAAAAUUAGGAUAGCUGUGUUUUACAUCUAAUUUGCGUAAGGGUUAGCGAUAACAAGUUACAAGGCAGUGAAGCACUGAGCCCAGUGUGACCACUUUAAUAUAGGUUUAUAAGACCAGGAGCUGUUUUCUUCAUUGAACUGGAUAGAGUUCUGUCUUGAAGCUGUACCAUAUAUUUAGCUUGUGACACAAAUCUGUUUUGUAACACCAUAUAACUUCCGAAAGUGGGAUGAAUUUUCUGCAGCUGUUUUCAAAGUUGUGGUCUGCUUUCAAGUCUUCGAUUAAUUCCUGUGUGUAGGCUGAAGGAAGUUGAAGUCAGGGUGGGCCUCAGGCUCUGCAGGGAAUAUUCUGGGCUCCUGCUCUUUGAAUUGAUGUGGGAAUUCUGGCUUACUACUUGACCAUUCUCGUCCUGCAAAACACCCCACACUUUGAAGCAAAUGCAAUUCACAGCAGAGUGCGCACAAAAACCUUGGCAUAAGACAAGAAGGUUCUUCUUAUUUUGUGGGCUGGUUGCUGUAGAAACCUAUAACAAAGGACAGCCUUCCACUUCGGGUAUAAUUGUGUAGACCCUUUUCUCUAGGCCUGACACCUGUCUGAAUAAGAGUGAUUAGAGCUGAAUAACAUGCCUUGCCUGGCUAUUGAAGAUGUGGUUCACGUACUAAAAGAAAACUGUACAAGUGAAAUAAAAUGUCCAUGUUCUGUCUCUUUGUGUGCUACUACAUCUUAAGGUUUUGUAAAAUUUCAUCUUUUUCACAAUGUGAAACUGAAGGUCAAUAAAUUAUUAGAGAUUUUCUCUUCAAUUAACAGUUCUUUUCGAAGGUCUCUUCCCUCUCCUGGCAACCCCGCCCCCACAAAAUUAUUUUGGUCCUUUUAUAUAGUUCAUGUCUUUGUCUUUAAAAAAAAACCCAACAAGUCAGCAUUUAAACUGCUGCUUCAAUUACCCUGAGUGUGUUUGCUUUUUUCCAUUAUGCCACUGUUACUGUAAAUUAAAUUUCAAAUUUCAGUAAUAAAAACUGAGAGUUUUUAAAAGAACAGGAAAUGCUGUUU
Messenger RNA from Alligator sinensis (Chinese alligator), 7393 nucleotides. RefSeq names its product ectodermal-neural cortex 1 (gene ENC1). Bases 2211 to 4013 code for a protein of 600 amino acids. The record is from RefSeq and is a predicted model, not a curated record. Gene Ontology annotation, molecular function: protein binding. NCBI's taxonomy places the organism in Eukaryota, Metazoa, Chordata, Crocodylia, Alligatoridae. The transcript has 3 exons.